AUGGCGAAAUCCAAUUCAACCUCGUCGCUUGAUGAGACGGAGAAAGAAAAAGUGUUUGGUGCCCAGGAUCCCCAGGCCGCGGCGACAGAAUACGCACCCAUAAAGACGCAGCCGUCGCAAAAGGACCUCAAAGUUGGAACCGACAGCCACAGUUCGCAUGGCGGCCUUUCGAGAUCAACUAGCGCUUACUCCGAGACCACUGACAAUGACUCCGAUGCGAGAAGUACGAUGCGGAAAAAAAAACCCUGGCAUAGGAGAUUAAAUUUUCUUAAGCGGAACCCGCCUCCGGUGCCGAAACAGCGCCAAGUUUGUCCAGAGUACACCGCGGGUCUCUUCAGUAGAUUAACCUGGCAAUGGAUGCAGCCGUUGAUGUCGGUCGGGUACAAGCGCCCGCUGGAGCGGAAUGAUAUCUGGACAGUCAACCCUGAACGCAGUGCCGAUGUCAUGGCGAAGAAGCUCGAGGCAGCUUUCCAGAGACGGAGAGCAGAAGGCAAGCAGCGACCGCUUAUUGGAGCAAUGUACGACACAUUCAAAUGGGAAUUCAUCAUUGGUGGUCUGUGCCAGCUUUCGGCAUCCGUAAUCCAAGCUGUCGCGCCCUACGUUCUCCGCUAUCUCAUCGCCUUUGCCGUCCGUGCAUAUGCUUCGCAACAGACGGGAUCGCCGGCGCCAAACAUGGGUGAAGGUUUCGGAUUAGUAGUGGGCAUCACCGCACUGCAAUUCUUGCAGAGUAUGGCGACGAACCAUUUCAUGUAUCGUGGUAUGAUGAUUGGAGGAGAGGCGCGUGGAGUGCUGAUUGCUCUCAUCUUCAACAAGGCCAUGAAGCUGUCCGGUCGAGCGAAAGCAGGUGGUCAAGCGACGGUAGAAGCACCGCCACCUGAUAUUAAACCGGGGAGUGAAGCCGAGAUCAAGUGGUAUAAGAAGAUGAUGGGUAAGAAGAAGAAGAAGAAGGAAAAGAAGGGAGGUACUGACGGCGUUGCUGGGGAUGGUGAGGGAUGGGGUAACGGCCGUAUCGUUAAUUUGAUGUCUACAGACACCUACCGUAUUGACCAGGCCAGUGGUUUCUUUCACAUGAUCUGGACUGCUCCACUUGGUAUUCUGAUUACAACGGCGCUGCUUCUCGUCAACUUGACCUACAGUGCAUUACCUGGUCUUGCCAUGAUUUUCAUCUCCAUGCCAUUGCUCGGACAGGCUGUCAAGAGUCUGUUCCGCCGCCGUGUAGCAAUCAACAAAAUUACUGAUCAGCGCGUGAGCUUGACACAAGAAAUUCUCCAGGGUGUUCGCUUUGUGAAAUACUUUGGGUGGGAGACCAGUUUCCUCGAGCGUAUUCAAAACAUCAGAAAGAAGGAGAUUCAUGGUAUCCAGGUUCUGCUCACCAUUCGAAACGCCGUGCUCUCUGUAGGCAUGUCCAUGCCUGUCUUCGCCUCCAUGGUCUCGUUCAUCACGUACUCGCAAGUCAAUAGCAACCUGGAUCCCGCGCCAAUCUUCUCCUCCCUCGCAUUGUUCAACUCUAUGCGCAUCCCACUCAACUUUCUGCCCCUCGUUAUCGGCCAGGUCAUUGACGCAAACGCUUCCGUCAAACGUAUCCAGGAGUUCCUGUUGGCAGAAGAAGCCGAGGAAAGUGGGACCUGGGAUUUCGAAGCUAAGGAAGCGAUUGUGCUCAAAGACGCAGAUUUCACUUGGGAACGGCACCCUACACAGGAUGCAGAGGACGGGGCAGGUGGUCUGGGGAAGAAACCGGCAACGAAACAAGAGAAAAAGGACAAGAAAAUCGAACAAAAGCAGCAGGAGAAGAGCGAAAAAGAAGGGGUUAAGACGGAGUCAGACACGACUGCUGUCGAGGAGAAGCCAUUCGAGAUCAAGGGGCUGAACCUCACUUUCGGAAGAAAAGAGCUCACGGCGAUCAUUGGCAGUGUUGGCUCUGGAAAGACUUCGCUGCUCGCAGCGCUUGCCGGAGACAUGCGCAAGACGAAAGGAGAGGUUGUCUUUGGUGCGUCGCGAGCAUUCUGUCCACAGUACGCGUGGAUCCAGAAUGCCACUGUGCGCGAGAACAUCGUCUUUGGCAAGGAAUUCAAGAAGAAAUGGUACGAUCAGGUUGUCGACGCCUGCGCUCUCCGCCCCGACUUGGACAUGUUGCCCCACCACGACGCGACGGAAAUUGGCGAGCGUGGUAUUACCGUCUCUGGCGGCCAGAAGCAGCGAAUGAAUAUUGCACGAGCCAUCUACUUUGAUGCCGACAUUGUACUCAUGGACGAUCCACUCAGCGCUGUUGACGCGCACGUCGGUCGUCAUAUCAUGGACAAUGCCAUCUGCGGUCUCCUCAAAGACAAAUGCCGUAUCCUCGCCACCCACCAGCUUCAUGUGUUGAGUCGGUGCGACAGGAUCAUUUGGAUUGAAGAGGGUCAUGUACAAGCUGUGGACACCUUUGAUAACCUCAUGUCGAGUAACCCAGACUUUGUGAACCUGAUGAGCACCACUGCCACCGAGGAGGAAAAGGAGCAGAUUGAUGACAACAACGAAGGCGAGGGCGAAGCCAAAGUAAAAGACAGCAAGAAGCAAAAGAAGCAAAAGAAACAAGCGGCGCUCAUGCAAGUCGAAGAGCGCGCAACAAAGAGCGUGUCCUGGAGCGUCUGGAUCGAAUAUAUCAAAGCUGGAGGCGGCAUCUGGGUUGGCCCUCUCGUCUUCAUCCUCCUCGUUCUCUCACAGGGCGCCAACAUUGUCACUUCGCUCUGGCUCUCCUACUGGACAUCCGACAAGUUCGGCUACAGUGAAGGCGCCUAUAUUGGAGCCUAUGCCGGCUUUGGGUUCAGUCAGGCGCUGCUCAUGUUCUUGUUCUCCUUCUCGAUAUCUAUAUUUGGUACAAAGGCUGGAAAGGUCAUGCUGCAUCGGGCCAUUAGUCGAGUGCUCAGAGCACCCAUGUCCUUUUUUGAUACGACGCCGCUUGGGCGCAUUACGAAUCGGUUCAGCAAGGAUAUCGAUGUCAUGGAUAACACAUUGACCGAUGCGAUGCGCAUGUACUUUCUUACGCUUGCCAUGAUCAUCUCGGUCUUCAUCCUCAUCAUUGCCUAUUACUACUACUACGCCAUUGCUCUCGGCCCGCUCUUCCUCUUCUUCUUGUUCUCCGCUGCGUUCUACCGAUCGUCUGCUCGCGAAGUUAAGCGUCAUGAAGCUGUGCUUCGCAGUAAUGUCUUUGCCAAAUUCGGAGAGGCAGUCUCGGGUACUGCUACUAUUCGUGCCUACGGUCUGCAAGAGCAGUUCUCCCAAUCCGUGCGCGCGUCGGUAGACGAGAUGAACAGCGCGUACUACCUCACCUUUGCCAAUCAGCGAUGGCUGAGUUUACGCCUCGACAUUGUUGGCAUAUUCCUGGUCUUCACCACUGGUGUCUUGGUUGUUACGAGCCGUUUCUCUGUAGACCCUAGUAUCGCUGGUCUGGUACUUGCCUAUAUUCUCACCAUUGUACAGAUGAUCCAAUUUACGGUGCGUCAAUUGGCGGAAGUGGAAAACAACAUGAACUCGACGGAACGCAUCCACCACUACGGCACCCAGCUUGAAGAGGAAGCGCCUCUAAAACUAGGCGAAGUUCGCCCUACAUGGCCCGAGCAUGGUGAAAUCAUCUUUGACAAGGUUGAGAUGCGGUACCGCGAUGGCUUGCCACUUGUUCUCAAGGGCCUGAGCAUGCACGUCCGUGCCGGUGAACGUAUUGGCGUCGUGGGUCGCACCGGGGCCGGAAAAUCGUCCAUCAUGUCCGCGCUGUUUAGACUACAAGAGCUCUCCGGCGGCGCCAUCAUCAUCGACGGCAUUGACAUUAGUACCAUUGGCCUGCAUGACCUGCGCUCUAAACUGGCCAUCAUCCCGCAAGACCCCACCCUCUUCAGAGGCACCAUCCGAUCCAACCUUGACCCCUUCCACCAGCACUCCGACCUCGAGCUCUGGGGCGCCUUGCGCCAGGCCGAUCUCGUGUCCAACGAGUCCACGCUCGAAGACCACUCUGGUCGCAUCCACCUCGACAGUAUAGUCGAGGAAGAAGGUCUUAAUUUCUCGCUCGGCCAACGCCAACUGCUCGCGCUCUCUCGCGCGCUCGUCCGCGGCUCGCAGAUCAUUGUGUGCGACGAAGCAACGAGCAGUGUGGAUUUCGAGACGGAUGCCAAGAUCCAAAGGACAAUUGUGGAUGGUUUCAAAGGCAAGACGUUGCUGUGUAUUGCGCAUCGCUUGAAGACGAUCAUCAACUACGACCGGAUCUGCGUCAUGGACGCCGGGCACAUCGCCGAACUCGAUACCCCACUCUCCCUCUACGACCAAGGCGGCAUCUUCAGAAGCAUGUGCGAGCGCUCUGGCAUUCGCCGCGACGACUUUGUCGGUGCUACCGAGUAG
Molecule: messenger RNA, 4368 nt
Organism: Plenodomus lingam JN3
Lineage: Eukaryota; Fungi; Ascomycota; Dothideomycetes; Pleosporales; Leptosphaeriaceae
Biological process (GO): transmembrane transport
Cellular component (GO): membrane
Molecular function (GO): ABC-type transporter activity; ATP binding; ATP hydrolysis activity
Source: RefSeq, a predicted model, not a curated record